Messenger RNA from Drosophila arizonae, 1512 nucleotides. RefSeq names its product solute carrier family 26 member prestin (gene Prestin). NCBI's taxonomy places the organism in Eukaryota, Metazoa, Arthropoda, Insecta, Diptera, Drosophilidae. Gene Ontology annotation, biological process: transmembrane transport. Gene Ontology annotation, cellular component: membrane. The record is from RefSeq and is a predicted model, not a curated record.
AUUGAAAAUUUGCUUAUGUCCUUUUUCAGGCUGGGAACGCUUGCUUCAUUGCUAAGUGAGCCACUAGUAAAUGGUUUCACCACAGCUGCAGCGUGUCAUGUGGUAGUCGCACAACUGAAAGACGUAGUAGGAAUAAGAAUUGACCGCCAUAAAGGAGCAUUUAAAAUUAUUUACACUCUGAUCGAUGUAACUAAGGGCCUGACAAAUACAAACCUUGUUAACUUCAGCUUCUGCGUGGGAGUAAUUAUUUUCAUGACUGUUUGCAAUGAGUUUAUAAAGCCGUAUUUAAACCAACGAUGCCGGUUCCCUUUGCCAGGAGAACUAAUAGCUGUGAUUGGUGGAACAUUGAUCUCCAAAUUUUGUCAUUUACACGAUGACUUUAAUGUGGAGUUGGUUGGUAUAAUACCAAAAGGAUUACCAAGUGCUACACUACCACGCCUCAAUUUGAUCCCCUUAGUUGCAGUCGAUUCAAUAGCCAUUGCAAUAGUCACAUAUUCCAUUAUCAUGUCUAUGGGCUUGACGUUUGCCAAAAAGCAUGGUUAUGAAGUUCGCGCCAAUCAGGAACUCUUUGCUAUGGGCCUAGGUAAUGCUGUCGGCAGCUGUUUUUCUUGCAUACCCUUAGCCUGCUCUUUAUCACGAUCGGUUAUACAGGACCAAACAGGUGGUGUCUCCCAAAUAGCUUCUUUAGUGUCUGCCACACUUGUGGUUGUUACAUUACUGUGGAUCGGGCCGUUCUUCAGCGAUUUACCAAGGUGCGUUUUGGCUGGUGUCAUAAUUGUAGCAUUAAAACCUAUGUUUAUGCAGAUUAAACAGCUGAAAAAAUUUUCAAAGCAAGGCAAACUAGAAAUAUUCAGCUGGAUAUCUACAUUCUUGUGUGUAGUGCUCAUAGACAUUGAUAUCGGACUUCUUAUUGGCGUUUGCGUGUCGUUAUUAGCAUUGUAUAUUAAGGGGUUGAAGCCUUAUUAUUGUUUGCUGGGCUAUAUGCCUGAAUCACCUGGUAUCUAUAUGGAUAUGAAUCAACAUCGCAAUGUAAUGCAAGUUCCACAAACGUGCAUCUUUCGGUACUACGGCUCUCUUAAUUUUGCUACAAGUUUGUUUUUUCGUCGUGCGCUUUAUUCUGUAGUAGGACUUGAUAAAAUUAAGCAAAAGACAAAAAACAACCGAAAUAGAAAAUCAUCGACAACAUAUGUAUCUGUAACUGAAAAUGUUAAGGAAACCAAUACGCUUAAAUUUUUAAUUCUGGAUUUCUCCAUGUUGGGCCAUAUCGAUGUUGCCGGCUGCAGCAUGUUGACUGAUGUUAGCAAAGAGUUAAAAACGUUUGGUUCUCGUUUACUGUUGUCUAGCCCUAUGGAUCGCGUUUACGACACGUUGGUACACAGCAUGGCUCUAAGCGAAGGUCCUUUUGAAAUUUUCCCCACGUUACAUGAUGCAGUAGAGUAUGCAAAUGCGUAUCGAACGGUAUAAAAUUCCAAUCGAUUGUAAAAUUAACGUGAGAACCGUGCAAACUUUUUC